GGGUGAAAUUUAUAUAUUUCAUGACAAUUAUCUUUAUGAGGAUGCCGUUGAGUCGUGCGGACCAGUAUGGUCGAGUCCCAGUUCAACCCCGAUCAACCGAGUCUUAUCGCACCGAUUCUGGAGCAACUCACAUCGGUUGGCUAUGACGUCUCCCGGAGCUCCGAUUUGUCGGCCGCCGAGAAGAUCGCCGGCGGCCUUGUGUGGUGCGUCUCCGUCCUCAGUGCCACCGGCCCCGAAUUCGACGUCGUCUUGGACGAGACCCGAAAUCUGGAAAGCGAAAUGCAUAAUGGUGAAGCGGGAAAAGGCGUUGAAGAAGCUUUGAGAUUGUUGGGAUGUCCACACCCACUUGUUGCUUCCCAAAUUCAAAGUCUUGAUUAUGAAGGCAUUUUUCCUGUUGUACAUUGGAUUACAAAUCGUAUUCAAACAACGCAAGACAAUUGUAUGGAUGAGGUUACCUGCACUGAACAUUUCCUUGUAGAGGAACAUACUUUUCAGCAGCUUGAGGAGGAGUUGAGAAACACAAAAGAGUCAACAAAUACAUUAGAUGCCAAUUUACGUGAACAGAAUCAAAGAAAAGUUAAUGUUCUGACUGAGAUGCAGCAUCUACAAGAAAAAAUCAGAGAGGGACCUAAACCUAUGGUCCCUAGAUUGGUUUCAUCUAUGAAACUAUUGAAGGCUUUGGAAAAACAAGUAUCUGAUUUCCAGUCCCAUUGCAAUGAAAAACAAUCUGGGUUGCAAGCGAAGAUUAUUGAGUUGGAGGAAAAAAUUUUGAGUGGCAGCAAUAGCAAGAAUCUCCUCUCUGAUCUUAAUAACUCCUUGUGUGAAUCAUUGGGGAAACUGAAUUCAGCCAAAAGGGAACUUGGCGCAAGACUGAGGGGAAUCCUAUUGCUGAAGUGCCAGCUUGAUGAUGUGCCAUCCCAAACUGAGCUCAUCCAAUAUGAACGCCGGUUUUCAGAACUGUAUGUUCAUAUUCAGGAAAAGCUUAGAAAAACUCGUAUAUAUUAUGCCACGUACAAUGCUCUUUUGGAGAUGAAAGAACUGAUGCUGAAAGAGACAUCCUUGUUGAACUCAGUUAGUUUGCAGUUCCAAGAUGCUAUCACUACCAGCAUUGGUCGUAUGAAACUCAUUGAUUCCAUGGAGGGUAUUGUGAAAGGAACUCAGCAGAAGCUAGAAAAAGUGCAAUUGGCCCUUCAAGCAGAGCAGAAAGCUUGUGAUUCCCUGAAGGAGAGGUAUGCUGUAGCAAUUGCCGAGCAAAGACAGUGCUAUUCUCUCUUGAAAGCUUUCCAAGAGGAAUGUGCGAAGAAUGAGAGACUCCGGAGUCUGCAUUCUGCCUAGGAAGACUGAUGUUGUGUAGUUCAGACAUUCAAGCAUCAGUCACAUGAAGAGAAAGAAAACAGUAAUUUGGCUCACUUGGUUAAAAAAUUAAAAUUUUUUUUAAAAAAAACCAUUAGAGAAAUAUAUCAAUUGGAUCAAGUAUGGUCAACCUUAUUGCGCCUUCCAUUUAUCUAGGGUAUAUGAUUAUGGAUUUGAAUAUGAAAGCACAUUAAUUUACUGUUCUACAAGAUUCCCCAUUUGUUUAUUUAUAACAUUAUAAUAUAAUGAUAAUUUAAUCGUGACCUUUA
Malania oleifera is the source of this 1622-nucleotide messenger RNA. RefSeq lists its product as uncharacterized. The transcript has 11 exons. NCBI's taxonomy places the organism in Eukaryota, Viridiplantae, Streptophyta, Magnoliopsida, Santalales, Ximeniaceae. Gene Ontology annotation, biological process: Golgi to plasma membrane transport. The record is from RefSeq and is a predicted model, not a curated record. The coding region runs from base 67 to 1335 and encodes 422 amino acids.